This is a messenger RNA of Clunio marinus, 462 nucleotides long. The record is from the annotation of a GenBank genome assembly. NCBI's taxonomy places the organism in Eukaryota, Metazoa, Arthropoda, Insecta, Diptera, Chironomidae.
AUGCAAAUUGCUCUCUUCUCUUUUUCCCAUGCAUUUGUGUUUCAUUCAACUGGUAUUUGCUUGAGCUUUAACAUCAUUCAAGAAAGGCUUCGGUCUUGUAAAACUCACAACAGCCCCGUCCCCACCCUACGAGUCAAGACUAUUGUUGUUUCUAUUCUCUUUUUGUUUUCGUCUUUUGCGUUUUAUAUUCCAUUGGAGAACAUUAAAUUUGUUGCUUCACAACCAAAACCUUUAAAAAGGUCGGAAUGGAUCUUUGAUAAAAUCACAAAUAUUGCACCAUCUGUUGUGACCUUAAAAAAGACUCAAUUUCAUUUCUUUUACAUCACCAUUUCGAGAAUAUUUAUGAGAAAAAAAUUCCUCGUUAAGACAAAUUUUUAUGCAAAUAUUAGUCACAAGCCUGGUCAAAGCAUAGAAAAAUCAAUAAAAAUUAAAAUUUAUAGUGAGGGUGUAUCAACAAGAUGA